AGUUGACGUAAAGUAGACAAAGCCGUUACUGUCUAUAUUUGACAGCUUAGCUGACAUCCAGGCAUAGACUAUAGCAACGGUUACGGAAAACUUGAACGCAGUGAAGCAAAGAGGGAAAGCUCGGAGUAAUACAAGGUGCCAUUUUUGGAUGUUAACUAUUAAGGAUCAGACAUGGCCGUUUCCGUAGGAUCCGUAUUUGUUCUCUUGUUUUGUAUUGCAUUGACAGUGACUUAUGUCCAAAGCCAGGCCGCUAAACAGGCAUAUGCCGUGACAGUCGAUCAGGGCCAGGCACAAACAACUGGUGAGCGAGAGAAUGAGUGGGAAGGUCCACCUGGUGGAGGUUAUGGCACAACGGAAAUGAUGACAACUGCUAUGGCUGGAGAAGUCGAGUUCGAAGCAGAAGAAGUCAUAACGACAACUACCAUGAAGCCCAAACCAACAAAGGCUAGACCACGAAAGCGACCAAAGUCGAGAAGAAGGCGACCGAAGAAUUUAAAACCAAAACCCAAACCGAAAGUCACACCAGCGCGAAAAAGACCACCGACGACACCUGCGCCUACAUUAGCACCAACCGCAGCACCAACACCUGCACCAACCAUGGCACCUACACAACCACCUACACCAGUACCAACCAUGGCGCCAGUUAAAAAAUCAACACGAGCAAAAACACGAACAAAGGUUUCCAAAGCAGCUGGGCGGGCUCAAGGAGGGAAGGGCAAUGCCGGAUAUGCGACAGGUGGCGGCGGUGCCGCACCGGCUCCUAUGCCAAUUGUUCACCAACAGGUAUACCCCCAACCCGUGCCUACAACAACGCCCGCGCCUACCACCAAGUCACCUCAGCAGUAUCUGUACGAGCCUCAUUCUUGCCCUAAAAUGGACGUGGCAACCUGGGAAAAUGAAGUGGUGAUUUAUGACAACAAAAAUUGUGCAAUAAUUGUCCGUAUGAACCCCAGACUUAAAAGACCCACAGUUUCAAUGCAGGCGCCAUAUUGGUGACCGUCGGUCAUUCUUUCGUUGUUGGUCACGUCCUUGGUCUUCUUUGUUAUUUCGGACUCAAUGUUUUGGCUGUACAAACUCAUUUGCAAUUGUACUGGUCCCAUAGAAAUCCCCAUGAACCAGAUUUCAACUACUGAUUUAGUCAUUCGAGUGUACUCCGCACGAAUACCACGUGACACAAAGAACAAUAUGGUCACCAGAAUGUCACGUGGUCUUUUUACAAAAAAUGGAGAUGGUGAAUUUAAAAUCAUAAAUGUGUAUACGUGUUAUUAAUAAUUAUGGCAAUAUCGGUUGUUAGUGUUAUUUUAAAUAAAUUGUAUGUGGAGAGAA
Messenger RNA from Ruditapes philippinarum (Manila clam), 1326 nucleotides. RefSeq lists its product as uncharacterized. Lineage: Eukaryota; Metazoa; Mollusca; Bivalvia; Venerida; Veneridae. Bases 172 to 996 code for a protein of 274 amino acids. The transcript has 8 exons. The record is from RefSeq and is a predicted model, not a curated record.